Messenger RNA from Aedes aegypti (yellow fever mosquito), 1953 nucleotides. RefSeq lists its product as uncharacterized. The transcript has 3 exons. Bases 187 to 1851 code for a protein of 554 amino acids. NCBI's taxonomy places the organism in Eukaryota, Metazoa, Arthropoda, Insecta, Diptera, Culicidae. The record is from RefSeq and is a predicted model, not a curated record.
UCCAGCUGUCAAUUUCGGCGCCGCCGGUGGUAAAUUUUCGCGAACGUGGAAUUAUUUUUAUCAGUUUUCUUCAGUUAGUUAAUUCUGCCUGCAAAGCGGGAUGAAGACGAUACGGUGGAAUAAUUUAGACGAAGAAUUUCGGAUUAUUUGGUGAGUUAAUUGCUCUGAAAGUGCACUUUGAUCGCGAUGCUUGCCAUUCGAUUGGCGUUCGCCGCAAAACACCGGCCUACUGUGCCCUGCCUGCGACGAGGUGUUGCAUCCAAAGCAGUGCCUACUGGUGCGCACCGGAAAUGGAGCGCGGGAAAGGUUCUACUGGGAACGACCGGAAGUCUACUUCUGGGCGCAAUUGCAUACGAUGGGGCUGUGAACGAGUUUGAAACUGUUUACGGCGCGGAACGCUUCCUGCGAUCUUUCGGGAUUGGGGUCAGCAUAUCGGUGGAUUAUAGCUGGAGCCUGUGGGGAUUAGAGGAAAGCGAUCCCAACUAUGAAGAGGUCAUAUCCGGAGUUCAUCAACGCGCGGCGGACAGAAUUCUGAAUGGGUGUCUCACCAACGGAGGGUUGUACAUCAAGAUGGGCCAAGGAGUGGCCGCCAUGAAUCACAUCAUCCCCAAGGAGUACAUCCGGACGCUGAAGAAGCUUGAGGACCAAUGCCUGCCCCGAAAGCCCGGCGAGGUGAGGAAGCUGUUCGAGCAGGACUUCGGCAAACCACCGGAAGAAGUGUUCCAGACGUUCGACUACGAACCGAUCGCGGCGGCCAGUUUGGCACAGGUCUUUCGAGGAACCACCAAGGAAGGCCAACAGGUGGCCAUCAAAGUCCAGUAUGCGGACUUGAGGAAGCGCUUCAACGCCGAUUUGAGGACGAUUCUCUUUCUUCAGGAUAUGAUUGCUCUGAUACACAAGAGCUACAACUUCGGAUGGAUCGUGCGGGAUCUCCAAGGAACGCUGCGAGAAGAGCUGGACUUCAUCCACGAGGGACGGAACGCGGAACGCUGCGCCGAAGAUCUGCGGAAGCAUGACUCCGUCUAUGUGCCGAAGGUGCUGUGGGAUUAUACUAAUCAGCGCGUACUCACGGCGGAAUUCAUCGACGGUUGCAAAAUCAACGACACCGACAGGCUCAAGCACCUCAAAAUCAACCUCGCAAAGCUGGACGUCGCCCUGUUUCGAGCAUUCGCCGAUCAAAUCUUCCGAACGGGUUUCGUCCACGCCGAUCCCCAUCCAGGAAACGUCUUCGUGCGGAAAGACCCCGCUUCCGGACGACCCCAGUUGGUCCUGCUGGAUCACGGUCUGUACGGGAAUCUAACUCCGGAGGUCCGGUCCAACCUGUGCCGCUUUUGGGAGGCUAUCGUCCUCAAGGACCACUCCGAAAUGGCGAAAUUCGCCCGGGCGCUGAACGUCCAAGACUAUCGGACUUUUGCAGAAAUUUUACUGCAACGGCCUCUGGAGCUGAAGGGGUCCAAACUGACGACGCGACUGUCGGAAGAGGACCUGGCCUACAUGACGCUCCAGGCCAAGGAACACUUCGACAAGGUGAUGCAAACGCUGCGCAGUAUGCCACGAAAUCUUAUUUUUGUGUUGCGGAAUUUAAACACGAUUCGGGCGAUCGCGCGGGAGCAUGGGGAUCCGGUGGAUCGACCAAAGGUCAUGGCCCGGUGUGCUUUGGCCGCGCUGAGACAGUACAGCGUGGGGUUUAGAGGCUAUUUCCGAUCGAUUUUUCGGAGGAUCAACUUCGAGUAUCAGCUGUGGAAAUUCUCCUUCCAAUUUUGGCUAGUGAGUUCGUAUUUGAGGCUGUUGACCCGACUAGGGCGAUCGCCCGACACGGCGCAUCUUCUGGACGUGCAGGUGGAUGUGUAGGACACAACUAUAGACACUUUUUUAUAGAACUGAUGACUGUACCAAAUUUCAGCGUUUUUAAAGACUUAAAGUUUAGAAUAAAUGAUAUAUUAAGACGCUUAA